AUGGCCGCCUCUCAGCUUCCCCUCGAGACGCUAUCCACUUGGGCCAUGUUCAACGAUGUAGACCUCGUCGACGUCGAGGCGCGCGAGAUCCCCGGCUGCGGCCUCGGGUUGGUCUCGAACAAGGAUCUCAGCCGCGAGGAGGAGACUUUCGACAUACCGACCCUGCUGAGGAUCUCUCAUGAGUUGGUCUUAUCUGCGGAGGCUGUCGAGAACUACGCCAAGGUUGACAAGAACUUUCGCCAAUUGCUCGAUGUCGCUGGGCACAAGAAAGUUCUAUCCGACCGGCCAAAGACGUCCUUGCAUGGCGGCGUGUCGACGCCUUGGACCGAGUACGUCAAGUAUCUGCCACCGCAGGUUCCCGUCACGACCCUUUGGACUGAGCAGGAGCGCGAGAUGUUGAAUGGAACAUCUCUUGAGUCGGCUACGGCUGCCAAGAUCGUUGCCUUGACCGAUGAGUUUGACGAGCUCCACGAGACGUCCUCCUCGUUGCCUUUCUGGAACGAACUGUUUUGGGAAAGCGACAAGGUCUCCCUUAUCGACUGGGUCCGGGUCGAUGCAUGGUUUCGCUCCCGCUGUCUGGAGCUCCCCAAGUCGGGCGAGGCUAUGGUACCAGUACUGGACUUGGCGAACCACUCAUCCGAGGCCAACGCGUACUACGAAGAAAACAACAAGGACGAGGUGGUUCUGCUCCUGCGCCCCGGCUGCAGGGUCUCAUCUGGGGAAGAGAUGACGAUCUCGUACGGAGAUGCGAAAUCCGGGGCAGAAAUGCUAUUCAGCUAUGGGUUCAUCGACCCCGCAUCAGCCGCGGACCGCAUCACGCUGCCCUUGACACCUCUCGAGGACGACCCGCUGGGCAAGGCGAAGCUACACAUCUUCGAAGGCCCCCCCACUGUGGAGUUCGUCCGGACGAAUGGCUCCAUCAGCUGGGAAAGCCCCUUUGCCUAUUUCAUGUGCCUCAACGAGGAAGAUGGCCUGUCGUUCCGUGUCUUACAGGACACCGGAGGAUCACGGGAGCUAAAGUUAUUCUGGCAAGAAGAGGAUGUCACAACGGCGACAAUGGCUUUCAACCAACACAUCAACGGUCAUCCGCUUGCUCAAAUCUUCCAUCUUCGAGUGGUUACCGUCUUGCAGGAUCUGGUGGCCGGCCAGUUGGAGCGAUUGGCUACUGGCAUGUCACUGGAGGAUUUGGAUGAGUCUCUGAACGAAGGAGGUCUCGUUUGUGGGACGUGCAUCAACGCAGCUGCGAUGCUGAGGGAGCGAGAGACCGGCUUAUUGGAAGCUUCUCUGAAGGCUCUCGAAGACCAAAAAACACAACUACUUACAGAUGAAAACGUGGUGGCUUAUCUCGGAUCGAUGGAAGAUACCCAAAACGACUUAGCCGAGGACGAGACAUCCAAUGACGAGGAAGAUUUCAGCUAG
Molecule: messenger RNA, 1419 nt
Organism: Colletotrichum spaethianum
Lineage: Eukaryota; Fungi; Ascomycota; Sordariomycetes; Glomerellales; Glomerellaceae
Product: SET domain-containing protein
Exons: 4
Coding region: 1-1419 (472 amino acids)
Biological process (GO): peptidyl-lysine monomethylation
Cellular component (GO): nucleus
Molecular function (GO): protein-lysine N-methyltransferase activity; protein binding
Source: RefSeq, a predicted model, not a curated record